Messenger RNA from Sardina pilchardus (European sardine), 2622 nucleotides. RefSeq names its product calpain-2 catalytic subunit-like. NCBI's taxonomy places the organism in Eukaryota, Metazoa, Chordata, Actinopteri, Clupeiformes, Clupeidae. Gene Ontology annotation, molecular function: calcium ion binding; calcium-dependent cysteine-type endopeptidase activity. The coding region runs from base 235 to 2331 and encodes 698 amino acids. The record is from RefSeq and is a predicted model, not a curated record. The transcript is spliced from 21 exons. Gene Ontology annotation, cellular component: cytoplasm. Gene Ontology annotation, biological process: proteolysis.
CAGGGGGCACUGCUCCACCCCAAUCAUCGGAGUCCUGCUAUCAAAUAGAAAAGAAGAAAAAAAACACACACAUAAAAAAACAUUGCAUCGGAAUGCAGACCCCGGCCCUUCAAAGGCUGAUUUCCACGCGGAAGUUACGAAUUAUGCGCGGGGCGCUCACCACCUCUGCCCAAAAAACUCUCCGUCCUCAGGUAGAGAUUCUGUUCGCUUGCAAUAUUGCUCCUGGAAGCGGCAAUGUCCGGAAUCGCAUCUAAACUGCAGCGCAACCGCACCCGGGCGGAGGGUCUCGGCUCGAACAGCCAGGCUGUGCCGUACCUGGAUCAGGACUACGAGGCGCUGAAACGGCAGUGCCUGGAGAGCGGCACGCUCUUCGAGGAUGACAAGUUCGGCGCGACCGUCUCCUCGCUGGGCUACGAUGAACUCGGACCUGACUCCUACAAACUUGAAGGCGUUGAGUGGAAGAGACCAACGGAACUGACUCCCAGUCCACAGUUUAUUGUUGAAGGAGCAACAAGAACAGACAUCUGUCAAGGAUCUCUUGGUGACUGCUGGUUACUGGCAGCUAUCGCUUCUCUCACUCUGAAUAAAGAGGUGCUGAAUCGGGUGGUACCACACGGACAGAACUUUGAUCACAGCUAUGCCGGGAUAUUUCACUUCCAGAUCUGGCAGUUUGGUGAGUGGGUGGAUGUUGUCAUUGACGACCGGUUGCCAGUGAGGAAUGGGAAGCUGUUGUUCGUGCACUCAGCAGAGGGCUCCGAGUUCUGGAGCGCCCUACUGGAGAAGGCCUACGCCAAGGUGAACGGCUGCUAUGAGGCGUUGUCGGGCGGCUCUCCCACUGAGGGCUUUGAGGACUUCACGGGGGGCAUCGCUGAGCGCUACAAGCUCAGCUCCCCGCAGCCCAACCUCUACAGGGUCAUCCAGAAGGGCCUGGACAGAGGAGCUCUGCUGGGCUGCUCCAUCAACGCCACUGGAGAUGAAGCCCCUGAAUCAGUGACAUCAAAGCAACUGGUGAAGGAACAUGCCUACUCCAUAACAGGAGCAGAGGAGGUUAAAUGCUCUGGUGAGAUCAUCAGACUGAUUCGUGUGCGUAACCCCUGGGGAAGGAUUGAGUGGACAGGCCCCUGGAGCGACAGAUCUUCCGAGUGGCAGCUCAUCAGUCUUGAAGACUCAGAGAGACUCAGACACAAAGCCGAGGACGGAGAGUUUUGGAUGGCCUUCUCGGACUUUCUGGAGCAGUUCUCGGUGGUGGAGGUGUGCCACCUGACCCCAGACACGUUGACGGACAGCCGGUGUAAGAAGUGGGACCUCAACGCCUUCGACGGCAACUGGAGGAGGGGAUCCACUGCCGGGGGGUGCAGGAAGUUCCCCAAGACGUUCUGGAUGAACCCUCAGUUUGUGAUCCGUCUGGAGGAGGAGGACGGUGACGGGGAGGCGGGCUGCAGCUUCCUGGUGGGACUCAUGCAGAAGAACCGGCAGAGACGAUUCAGGACGGGCCAGGACAUGCACACCAUCGGCUUCACCAUCUACGAGGUCCCUGAACAGUUUGUCGGCCAGAGGAAUGUCCACCUGGAGAGGACGUUUUUCCGUCGGCACGCCCAGAAGGCGCGCUCGGAGACCUUCAUCGACCUGCGGGAGGUGGUCACGCGGUUCUGCAUGCCGCCCGGCGAGUACCUCAUCGUUCCGUCCACGUACGAGCCCUACAAGGACGGAGACUUCUUUGUGCGCGUGUUCUCCGAGAAGCACGCCGACUUACAGGAGCUGGACGACCCUAUAGAGUUUAAAGUGGAAGAGGAGGAGGAGAUCUCAGAGGACGAGGUGGACGGGACAUUCAAAACGCUCUUUGGGAAGCUGUCGGGAGAUGACUCUGAGAUAUCAGCUUUUGAACUGAAGAACAUUCUCAACAAAGUAGUGUCCAAACGCCCUGAUAUUAAGGCAGACGGCUUUGGCCUGGAAACGUGCCGCAACAUGAUCAACCUACUGGACAAAGAUGGCAAUGGGAAACUUGGUCUGGUGGAGUUUAAGACACUGUGGACCAAGAUAGAGAAAUAUCUGAAGAUUUAUCGUCAGCGAGAUGAGGACGAUUCUGGCACCAUGAGCUCAACUGAGAUGAGAGCAGCUGUUGAGGAAGCUGGUUUCUCUCUGAAUAAUCCUCUGCACCAGCUCCUGGUGGCCCGUUUCAGUGACACUGACCUCACCAUCGACUUUGACAAUUUUGUGAGCUGCCUGAUACGGCUGGAGUCCAUGUUCCAAAUAUUUCAGACUCUGGACACGGAUGGUUCAGGAAAAGUUGAGUUCAACAUGUUUCAGUGGCUGUAUUUGACCCUACUGUGAAUUUCAAACCAAAUGACCAGCAGGGCGGCGCUCUCCACUCGCUCCAGUUACUUCUUCUGGACACUGUUACUGUAGCCUACUGCCCCAUCACCCUGCAAAACACUUUUUAUUUGUUUUUGCUGAUUGCAUUGGAGUUAGACCAUGACACAUAUCAGAGGGGGAAAACUCCAGCUUCAGAGAGUAAAAGUCUGAUUGUGUAAUUGGUUCUACCUGUGCACUUAGCACAGGCGAUCUCGUCAAUUAGCUGCUCUAUCUAGCUGAAGAGUUGUGCUAAUUAGAUUAAAUUAAUGG